Molecule: messenger RNA, 1596 nt
Organism: Sungouiella intermedia
Lineage: Eukaryota; Fungi; Ascomycota; Pichiomycetes; Serinales; Metschnikowiaceae
Source: the annotation of a GenBank genome assembly
AUGGCCCCGGUAAAGACACAGUCACCUUCUAAUGCCACGUUCAGAGAUAAGGAGAAGCCACAGGAAGUGAGGAAAAGCAACAUUCUCGCGGCCAGAGCAGUCAGCGAUGCCAUCAGAACAUCUUUGGGUCCAAAAGGUAUGGAUAAGAUGAUCAAGACGAAAACCGGCGAGAUCAUCAUCUCCAACGACGGAGCUACCAUUCUUAAGCACAUGGCUAUCUUGCACCCCGCAGCAAGAAUGUUGGUCAACGUCAGUGCGGCCCAGGAUGUUGAGGCUGGAGAUGGAACCACCUCGGUGGCUAUUUUGACAGGAUCCAUGUUGGGGGCAGCGGAGAAGUUGCUCAAUAUGGGAAUCCACCCAACGUUGGUGGGUGAGUCUUUCCAGACCGCAGCCGCCAGAGUUUGCCAAGUGUACUUGGACAUGUCACACAAGAUCUCCUUGUCAGACAGAGACAUUUUGAUCAAGGCAGCAUCCACGUCCUUGUCGUCAAAGAUUGUGUCACAGCACUCGCUGUUAUUGUCACCAUUGUCGGUAGAUUCAGUCUUGCGUGUGAUGAAUGAGGCCAAUGACAACGUCGACUUGAACGACGUCAGACUCAUCAAGAAGGUGGGAGGUACCAUUGACGACACCGAGAUGGUCGAUGGCGUUGUGUUGACACAAAACGUCUUGAAGUCUGCUGGCGGCCCUACCAGAAUGGAGAAGGCUAGAAUUGGACUUGUGCAAUUUCAGUUGUCGCCUCCCAAGCCCGACAUGGAGAACAAUGUGGUGGUGAACGACUACAGACAAAUGGACAAGAUCUUGAAAGAGGAGAGAGCAUACUUGUUGAACAUCUGUAAGAAGAUCAAGAAGGCGAAGUGCAAUGUGUUGUUGAUUCAGAAAUCUAUCUUGAGAGACGCUGUCAACGACUUGGCUUUGCACUUCUUAGCCAAGUUGAACAUUUUGGUCAUCAAGGACAUCGAGAGAGAUGAGGUCGAGUUUUUGACUAAGGCUACCGGAUGUAAGCCUAUUGCUGACGUGGACAACUUCACAGAGGACAGAUUGGGCUCGGCCGAGUUGGUGGAGGAGAUCGAGUCUUCAGGUUCCAAGAUUGUUAAGAUUACUGGUGUUACUGCGAAGAACACCAAGCCAACCGUUUCCAUUGUGGUCAGAGGUGCUAACCAAUUGGUCCUUGACGAGGCCGAGAGAUCCAUCCAUGACGCCCUCUGUGUGAUCAGAUGUUUGGUCAAGGAAAAGGCCAUGAUUGCCGGAGGAGGUGCCCCAGAAAUCGAAGCAGCCAAGACACUUCUCAAAGAAGCCAAUCAGUUGAGUGGUGUUGAGCAAUUUGUCUACCAGGAGUUUGCACAGGCCUUGGAAGUGAUUCCUACUACUUUGGCCGAGAACGCUGGCUUGAACCCAAUCAAUGUUGUGACUGACUUGCGUAAUAGACACGAAAACGGAGAGAGAAAUGCUGGAAUUUCUGUGAGAAGAUCUGGAGCUUCCAACACAUAUGCCGAGAACAUUUUGCAGCCAGUGUUGGUGAGUACCAGUGCGAUUACGUUGGCUGCCGAAACCGUCAAGUCCAUUUUGCGUAUUGAUGACAUCACGUUCAGUCGUUAA